ACGUCAGCACGACCGCCAACGUUUUGACCGUUGGUGCGGGUGUCGUGACCGUGAUUCCACUCUUGAUGUACGCGUCGGCAGCGCAGAAGAUCCCGUUCAGCCUCCUCGGCAUGCUGCAGUACAUUGCGCCGAGCCUCAUGUUCAUCAUGGGCGUUGCCGUGUACAGCGAGGCGUUCUCGCUCGUGAAGCUCAUUGGGUUUAUCUUUGUCUGGGUGGCGCUCGCCGUCUACUCGGUCGAGGGUUUUGUAUAUCAAAAGCAGCAACAACAACAAGUGGCCAAGCCAGCGGCUGUCGAGUCGCCGCGGGGUGACGAGGCCGCGUACGAGCGCGUCUAACUUGCGCGAAUUGGAAAUGAACACUAAUUGUCAUGUAUACCAUCGUGUGAAAUGACGAUUGAUUGAUCG
Saprolegnia diclina VS20 is the source of this 404-nucleotide messenger RNA. RefSeq lists its product as hypothetical. The record is from RefSeq and is a predicted model, not a curated record. The transcript has a single exon. Bases 66 to 335 code for a protein of 89 amino acids. NCBI's taxonomy places the organism in Eukaryota, Oomycota, Saprolegniomycetes, Saprolegniales, Saprolegniaceae.